Molecule: messenger RNA, 1518 nt
Organism: Wickerhamiella sorbophila
Lineage: Eukaryota; Fungi; Ascomycota; Dipodascomycetes; Dipodascales; Trichomonascaceae
Product: Peroxisomal leader peptide-processing protease
Exons: 1
Coding region: 1-1518 (505 amino acids)
Biological process (GO): protein processing; regulation of fatty acid beta-oxidation
Cellular component (GO): peroxisome
Molecular function (GO): serine-type endopeptidase activity
Source: RefSeq, a predicted model, not a curated record
AUGAAAGCAAUGUGGAUCUAUACACCAGCUACACUUCGUCUUGAAGCGCACAAGUAUACCAAGCUCAUUUCAGGCGUCUACAUAACGGACGGGCAAACCAAGGAGUAUGUCAUUUCGCUCUGUGGAGACUUUUUGAAAUCUCGUACACCGGAGAGCCUUUUGAGCGUGGCUGUUUCUUCAAGCGUAAGCAAUGCUUCAAUUAUCUGGGAAAAUGUUGAGGUUUCCUCUCAAGUUAAUCUGCCAGGUGUUGCCGCAUUUUUAAAACCACUACGAAGUGACUUCGAUGUCGUUCCAGACGCCACGCAAGUUCUGACGGUAUUCACAUUUCCUGCGUCUGCCAUUGAGCGUCGUAAGGCCAAUGCACGGGAGUUCGCUUGCAUCACAGAUUGUAGCGUGUUCAAUCACCGUCGUGUGCGAAUUCAGAGUAGCCCAUUCUCUGAUGUCAAUGCUGCCCUUUUCAUGGGUUAUGUUACUGAGGGUGUUGUUAGCUACGUCGGUUCAGAAGAAAUAAAUGGUAAACAGGUGGCCCAUACUGUUUUGGUGGAUUCGCGGUAUCUUGAUGGCAUGGAAGGCGGGAUUGUCUGCACAGAGGUUGCAGGUCGUCGUCUUGGGCCUUCCUUGGGAUUGGUUGCGGGACGUUUGCAGAAACGCAAUGGUGAAGGCUCCCUCACUCUAGUGAUCCCAUGGUCAGAAAUUAUUCCUGCCGUUCACCAGGCGGGCAAUGUCGUCUCAGAUGUAUUCAAGAGUCUACAGGAUGCUGCUGCUGCUGGUGAUGGACCACGUCCCUUUGGUGAAGUGUCUAGAAACCGUUAUAGCGGUGUCGUUGUUGUCCAAUCUAGAAUUAAAGGCGGUCGUAAAGUUUGGGGGUCCGGCGUAAUUGUAGGACCUGAUCUUGUUGUAACAAACAAGCAUGUUGUAAAAGACUAUCUGGGGAUAGAAAUCUGGCUUGAAAAGUACACACGUCGUCACGUCAUGGCAGUUUCAGAACCACUUGAAGGUGUUGAUUUGGUCUUCUUACGUCUUACGAAAAAUCUACCUGGAAAGUACAAGCCCGUCCCCUUAUCUUUGACUGCUAAACCUGGAUCUCAAGUUUAUUCUGUUGGCUACGGUCUUUUUUACCCUCAGAAGCUUGGUCCUGCUCUGCAACCCCUAUACUCACAAGGAGUCAUAGCAAAUGAGGGUAAAGCUCAACUUCUUGCUGGCAAAGAUGAACACGGUUCCUCAAUGCUAGUGUCCACGGCUGCUUGUUGGAACGGUUCUAGUGGGGGUGCCUUGUUCAACGAAGAACAUCAGCUUGUAGGUAUCAUGGCCUCAAAUGCGCGCGACGAGUCUACUGGGAAGAUUAUGCAGGACAUGUCAUUCGUUAUCCCCUCUGCCGUGAUUCAAAAAGCACUUGAUCUUUUUAACUCUGCCGGCAAAGAUGCUAGCUCAGCUCAGUUCCAAGAUCUCUGGAAAUUAAAACCUACACACUUCGACACCCGGCACCGCUUUGAAAAACGCAUCAAGUCGAAACUUUAA